AUGGCAGUUCUUGUAGGAGUAAGGAUUAUGAAGUUUGUAGAAGAGCAAAUUAAGCUUCCUUUAGAUCACGUGGUUUUGAUGACAGACUCACAGUGUGUGCUCCAGUGGAUAUCGUCAGAGAAGCAAUUACCGGUGUUUGUAAAUAACCGUGUUAAGGAAAUACGAAGUCAUAACAACAUCGAUUUUCGAAAUGUGUACAUUAAAGACAAUUCUGCAGAUAUAGCUAGUCGGGGUUGCACAUUACAAAUAUUGUCUGAAGAUCAAACAUGGUGGCAUGGACCAGAGUGGUUGUGUAGUCCGACUCAUGAAUGGCCACAGUUCAAAUUUGUGCAUAGAACAGAGAAGGAAAGUAAAUGUGAAGGAAUGGAAUUGAUGACGAACACAGAAGAGUUCAAAGUGAACUCUCUGACCGACAAACAGACAUCUGUUGUUAAGAAACAAGAAGUUGGUGACAGUGUGAUUAACAAUGAGAAUACACCAUUUGGAUUAGAUACAAGCUGGUUCUCUUCUGCAGCAAAAUUAAUAAGAGUCACAGCAUGGUGUCUUAGAUUUGUUAGAAAAUUAAAAGGACGAAAGUACGACAGAAAUACUCCCACUAGCGAUGCCUUAGAAGAAGCAGAAAAUUUGUGGAUAAAACAUGUUCAAAGGAAACAUUUCGAAGAAGUGUACAAUUCCAUAGCAUUGAACAGUCCAAACAGCCUGGCUGGACAAUUGGAUAUAUUUAUUGAUGAGUGUGGCAUGUUAAGGUGUCGGGGAAGACUAGAAUGUGCUAAUUUGAGUGAAGCAACGAGGUAUCCCAUGUUACUUCCAAGAAAAGAAAGGUUUACGCAUUUGUUAGUUAAAAAUGUGCAUAAAAUAAUGCAUCACUGUGGUGUAUCGCAAACAUUGAGUGAAAUUAGGCAUAGAUUCUGGAUUCCACGUGGUAGAGCAACUAUUCGCACUAUACUGAAACUGAGCACAGUUUGUAAACGGAUGGAAGGAGGUCCAUACAAAUUAUCUCAAAUGGCCCCAUUACCAAAGGAACGUGUGUCAGAGUCUACACCAUUCUCCUAUGUAGGAUUAGAUUAUUUGGGACCACUGUAUAUAAAAGAAAACAAGGAAUCCAAAAAGGUAUGGGUAUGUCUAUUUACCUGUCUUGUAACACGUGCUGUGCAUUUAGAAAUAGUACGGGACAUGUCAGCUAGUACUUUUCUUCUAUGCCUGAAAAAAAUUAUUGCAACAAGGGGUACCCCAAAGGAAAUUGUUAGUGAUAAUGCCACUCAAUUCAGACUAUCUAGUGAAACCAUCAAAUUGGUAUGGACAAACUUAUUACAAGAUGACAAGAGUUAUGCUUCAAAUGAAGGUAUGAAAUGGACUUUUAUAAUAGAGUUAGCUCCUUGGAUGGGCGGAUUUUACGAAAGGCUUGUUGGGAUUGUAAAGAGAGCAUUACGAAAGUCAAUUGGUAGAAAACUGUUAAUGCCAGAUCAGAUGUACACACUUUUAAAAGAAGUUGAAGCUGUUGUUAACUCAAGACCCAUAGUAUGUGUUGGAGAAGAUAUAAAUUCAUCAAUUGCUAUCACACCAAGCCAUUUUAUUUGUUUAAAUCCAAAAACUGGGAUACUAGAACAUGAAUGUGUCAGUGACGACCCAGAGUUCAAACCAUACGUAAGUUCAGCUGAACGAUUAUUGCAAAUAUGGAAGAAAGGGGAACAACUCUUAAACAGAUUUUGGAUACUAUGGCGAGAUGAAUAUUUGCCAAGCCUACGGGAAAGGUCACAAUACAAAAGGAAAUUUUUCAAGAAUUCAAUCACAUGA
Mercenaria mercenaria is the source of this 1794-nucleotide messenger RNA. RefSeq lists its product as uncharacterized. The record is from RefSeq and is a predicted model, not a curated record. Gene Ontology annotation, molecular function: nucleic acid binding. Lineage: Eukaryota; Metazoa; Mollusca; Bivalvia; Venerida; Veneridae. Gene Ontology annotation, biological process: DNA integration. The coding region runs from base 1 to 1794 and encodes 597 amino acids. The transcript is spliced from 2 exons.